UUCAUAACAAAAAUGGAAAAGCGCGCAGAUUGCAUUCGUACCGAUGUAUAACAUAUGAAUUUGUAAUUUUUGCAUAAUUCUGCUGUAAUUUUCUCCAAUUUCAAUCAUAUAUGGCAAAUUAAUUGUUAUAAUCCUUAAAAAAUUUAUUUGCUUUUAAUUAUGGAUAUUCGGCGAUGGCUAACUUCACCGAAACCUACUAAAGUGGUUGCAUCAAAAUCUGAUAAAAAUUUCAAUGAGGAAAAAAAAGGAUAAAGAAACUAAGAUCUCAAAGUCAAAUAAAAAAAGAAGAAGGAUUGAAUCAGAUGAAGAUGAAGAUCCGAUACCACUUGAUAAAAAAGAAACAUCAAAAUCAGAUAAAAGAACCAAGAAGGAAGCUACUGAAAAAACAUCAAAUACAAAAGCUGUCUCUGUAUCUGAGUUCUUUGGUAAUGGACCUAUUAAAAGAGAAAGCAAAACACAUCAAGAAAAUAAGAAACUAAAAGAAAAUUGUGUUCAUGAAGAUCAUGAUUUUGAAGAAACUUUGAAGCAAUUAAAUCAAACAACUCAAAAGGAAACCAAAUCUCCUGCUAAAAUAAAAAGUGUGAAAAAGGAAACUAAAUCACCCAUCAAAGCAAGAAAUACUGAAAAGGAAAUUGAAUCUCCAGCCAAAGCAAAAAAAAUUGAAAUUGAAGUCCCAUCCAAGGCCAAACAAAAACAGACGAGAGAUUCUGGAAAAUUUCAAGAUGAUUCAAGACCAAAAAAGAAAUCUAAACCUUCUAGCUCUAUUGAAAUGGAAGUAAUUAAAAAUCCAAAAAAGAGUGUUACAGCAGUUGUAUCUGCAGAUAAAGACACUUCCCCAGCAGUGAAGAAGCCAAAACCAAAAGGUUCAGCAAAUUAUGCAAGUUACCUGAAUCGCGAAGGUCCGAAGGCUCUUGGCAGCAAAGAAAUACCUGAGGGAGAGGAAGCCUGUCUAGCUGGAUUAACAUUCAUAGUUACAGGUAUCUUAGAAUCGAUGGAACGUGAUGAAGCCAAGUCUUUAAUUGAAAAGUAUGGUGGUAAAGUAAUGUCCACUAUUUCCAAAAAUACAAAGUAUAUUGUAAUUGGCAGAGACGCUGGUGCAAGCAAGUUAGAUAAGGCUGAAAAGUUUGGAACAAAGCAGUUAGAUGAAGAUGGUUUACUUGAUUUGAUUCGAACAAUGCCAGGAAAAAAUGGAAAGAGUAAGCAAAAGAAUGUCAAGGAAGAAAAAUGUAGUACAAGUAGCACAGUCAGUAAACAAAAGAAUGCCAAAGAAGAAAAAUAUGAUACAAGUAGCACAGUAAGCAGACAUUUUUCUAAACAGAGUAAUAGCUCAGAAGUUGAGCUGAUGGAGGAAGAUGAUGAUCUGUUUGCAGAAGUUGCUGAACCAAAUGAGGAUGAAAUCAUUGGAGAUAACAAGAAGCUACCAGAACAGAAAAGAGAAUCUGAACAUGAUGUACCUGACUCCUUGCCUCAAACAAAAAGUCCUGAAAAAGUGAAAAAAGUUGGUGAAAAUCUCUCUAUGUGGGUUGAUAAGUAUAAACCUACUACUGUUAAGCAGAUCAUUGGCCAGCAAGGUGACAAAAGUAAUGCAAAGAAACUACUACAUUGGCUGUUGAAUUGGCAUAAAAAUCGUCGUCUAAAUAAAAAACCUAUGGCACCUGGUCGAUGGAAUGCUCAAGACGAUGGCUCUGGUUACAAAGCUGCCCUUUUGUCAGGACCUCCAGGUGUUGGAAAGACGACAACUGCCCAGUUAGUCUGUAAAGAAACUGGAUAUGAUUAUUUUGAAUUAAAUGCAUCUGACACAAGAUCCAAGAAAUAUUUACAACAAUCUGUUUCACAAUUGCUUGGAAAUCAAACGUUAGCAGAUUGUUUCAAAGAUUCAUCUGCUGGGAAGGUAUCUAGUAAUCAUGUCAUUGUAAUGGAUGAAGUUGAUGGCAUGGCUGGAAAUGAGGAUCGAGGCGGAAUGCGAGAACUAAUUGAUUUUAUUAAAGCCUCAAAAGUGCCAAUCAUUUGUAUAUGCAAUGACAGAAAUCAUACAAAAAUAAGAUCGUUGAGUAACUAUUGUUUUGAUUUAAGAUUUCAGAAGCCAAGAGUUGAGCAAAUCAAAGCAGCUAUGAUGUCUAUAGCAUUCAAAGAAGGCAUCAAAGUUCCACCUAAUGCAUUACAAGAUGUAAUUGUAGCUUCAAAUCAAGAUGUUCGGCAGGUUCUUCAUAAUAUGUCAAUGUGGAGUGCAAAAUCCAAAGGCCUCUCCCUUGAGCAAACUAAACAAGAUAUCGGUAGAGGUACUAAACAUAUAAAAAUGGGACCUUUUGAUGUACUUCGAGAUGUAUUUUCCAUUGGCAAUAAUCCUAAAGCAACUAUCAUGGAUAAAUCAGAUCUCUUUUUCCAUGAUUAUUCCAUUGCUCCUCUUUUCGUUCAAGAAAAUUAUCUUUAUGUAAUGCCAAAAGCAGCAGAAGGAGACAAAAAGAAACAUCUUAAUUUGUUAAGUCAAGCAGCCGAUAGCAUUUGUAUUGGAGAUGUGAUUGAUCGUCAAAUCAGAAACCAAAAUAGUUGGGGAUUAUUACCCACUCAGGCAAUAUUUGCUAGCGUUGUUCCUGGGGAUUUAUUAUGUGGAAAUUUGAGGCAAAUGAUAAAUUUCCCUGCUUGGCUUGGGAAAAAUUCUAACCGUAAUCAUAUGGAUCGCGUGCUACAGGAACUACAUGUUCACAUGAGGAUGAAAAUAACAGGAAAUAAAACUGAUGUCAAUCUUGAAUAUUUACCGCUACUGAAGCGUGCUCUUACUAAGCCUCUGAUAAACAGUGAACAAGAAGGCAUACCUGAUGUUUUAAAAACUAUGGAAUAUUACCACCUCUUACGAGAAGAUUUUGAUUCUGUUAUAGACUUGUCUUUGUGGCCUAAUCAGAUAGAUCCUAGAAGCAAAAUUAAUACAAAGGUAAAAGCUGCCUUUACUAGAACAUAUAAUAAAGAAUGUAGUAAAAAUCCAUAUGCUGUCACUAAUGUUAAAAAGAAAAAAGGAUCAGCUGCGAAUGCUGAUGAAAAUCUUGGAGAGGAAGAAAAUGCUCUUGAGUCAGAAGAAGAGGAGGAUGAUAAGUUAGAAAAUGAUGCUAUGAUCAAAGUAAAGAAACCAUCUAAGAAAGCAACUCAAUCUCAAAGUGAGGCUUCCACCUCUAAAGAGAGAAAGAAAAACUCUUCUAAGAAAGGAAAAACUAAGUAGCUGUGUGAUAUUUAAUGCCUUAUUUUAAAGUUUUACAAAUAUAACUGUACCAUAAUUGUUAUCAUACUGUUUUACGAAUAAAAAUAAAAGUAUUUUUU
Messenger RNA from Uloborus diversus, 3309 nucleotides. RefSeq names its product replication factor C subunit 1-like (gene Gnf1). The transcript has 24 exons. Gene Ontology annotation, biological process: DNA repair; DNA replication. Gene Ontology annotation, molecular function: ATP hydrolysis activity; DNA binding; ATP binding. The record is from RefSeq and is a predicted model, not a curated record. Gene Ontology annotation, cellular component: nucleus; DNA replication factor C complex. NCBI's taxonomy places the organism in Eukaryota, Metazoa, Arthropoda, Arachnida, Araneae, Uloboridae. Bases 233 to 3211 code for a protein of 992 amino acids.